AUGAAUACUUCUGGAUCAAGCAAUGUCAAUGGCAGUCGUGCACAAAGACGCGCACAGAAACUUCAAGAGAACAAAAGACUCAAAAAAGCCGCAAAGAAAGCAGUGCAAUCAAAUGUACAACAGAAAACAAAAGUAACCAAGUACCCUGCAGAUACCUGGCACUCUCAACUUUCUUUAGUUCCAGUCGACAGCCGUGGACAAGGAAUUGCAGGCCCAUUGACGCUCACAAUUCUUCCUCUCGAAGCAAUUGCUUCAAUGAAUGACCUCCAAGGAUUCCCAUCCCAUAUUUCUGAAUAUGAGCCAGACAGACGAGCCUCUGUCAUUACCACCAACUCUACAACAUCGUCCAUCCUCACCCUUGACUACAGUAAUGCAAUUGCUGCAAGUGUGACUACCUUGUCAGCCGAGACUUCGGAUAACAAGGAACACGCUUUGUACGAGCAUCUCUAUGCACGCAGGAUACAAAAACUAGAUGAAAUCAGUGUGUACGAACUAUCCAGAGAUGCAGACGAUACUGUGACUGACGCACAGUUGAACUCACUGACAAUUUCGGACCAUUUCCCCGAGAGUGAUACAGCCCCUGAUAAGCAAGAAGUCCUCGUAGUAGCACAAGAAGCAUCUCCAAAACUGUCUCACAAAAGCGAAGAGACAAUUGUGCCAGUCGAAGAAGACAUCACACAAGUUAACGAAAAGGUGUCGAUUCAUGAAGUCCAGAGGGAGCCAAGCAUAAAGCAUAAGACAUCGUUGAAGAAGAAGCGAAGCACAAGGGAAAUCAAGAUCUCUCACACCAGAAAGGUCUCCAAGGCACCUAGUCUAAAGAGAGAGUAUAAGGUGGCGAGUACAAAAAAAGAGCGCAAGAGGUUCAAUGUGGUAGAGAAAAGGCAGCUGAAAUCAAAAAAGGAAAAGGACUCUAAAUCAAAAAUCGAAGAAGAUCCAAAAUCCAAAAAGAAAUCCAAGUUUUUGAGCUUAUUCAAGAAAGAAAAGAGUACCGAAACGACAGAUAAGAUAAAGAAGCGUAAAGCCUGGCAGUUUUGGAAAGAUUAA
Messenger RNA from Phycomyces blakesleeanus NRRL 1555(-), 1044 nucleotides. RefSeq lists its product as hypothetical. Lineage: Eukaryota; Fungi; Mucoromycota; Mucoromycetes; Mucorales; Phycomycetaceae. The coding region runs from base 1 to 1044 and encodes 347 amino acids. The record is from RefSeq and is a predicted model, not a curated record. The transcript is spliced from 2 exons.